ACUAUAGUAGAUACGCACUUUCUCACAUGUGUUUCUGCACUGUGAAGAAUAAAAACUACAAAUUUAUAUGAUAUGGAAACAAAUCGACCUUUCGAAUGCCAAAUCCUUGGUUGCGAUAAAUCUUAUACUAGAAGAGGCCAUUUAAAAAGACAUAUCGAAUCUGCACAUCCAGAAACUUUGCCAGAAGGCUCUGUAAAAACGUUCAGUUGUACAUAUGAAGACUGCGAUAAAGAGUAUAAAUCACAGCAGUCGUUAAAUAAGCAUAUCUUGCGAAAUCAUUCAGAUACAAGAUAUAAAUGCGAUACCGACGGGUGUGAAGAAACUUUUAAAAAGCGUCAUCAUCUUCGCCUGCAUCGCUUAACGAAACAUUAUCUUCCCGAACACUACAGUUGUACAUAUGACGACUGCACAGAGAAAUUUUCAACAAAAAAAGCUUUUCAAAAGCAUCUUAAAAAACACGAAGGAUAUCCAUGUACUGACGAGGAGUGUGAUAUGAUAUUUGAAAAAUUUCAUCUUAUGCAAAAACACGUUGCACAAGUACAUCGAAAGCCAUCUAAAUGCAGAGAAUGUGGCAAGAUGUUCAAGUAUCGUCGUCUUAUGGUGUAUCAUUUCAAUCAUGUUCAUACUGGUUUCGUAUUCAAUUGUCCUUAUGAAGGAUGUGAAAAACAUUAUACACAAAAAAGCAACUUAAAUCAUCAUAUAAACGUCAUACAUAAAAAUGAACGAUUUGCUUGCCAUAUUGAAGGAUGCGAUCAAUCAUUUAUGUCAACAAUGGGAUUACGGAAGCAUGUAAAUAAACAUUUGAAUCCAGAUCAAGAAAAGACAUCUCGAAUACCGAAGUUAUUUGAGCAUUUCUUGACAGAAACCUAGUCGUCGGUGGCAGGACGUUGCAGAAAGACUAUGCAAAAUUAAUAUAUAAAAAUAUUUAAAUUGAAUCGAGAUCUGAUCAUCAUCUCCAAGAAUUUUCCGAUAAUAGGGAAAUUCAAAGAAUGUGUGAUGAUGAGUUGUUAACGGAAAAAACGUUUCAUUACGUUAGAAAUUUCUACGUGAUUACUUAAGUCAAAUAGGAAAAAAGUGUACAAGUACAUUUAGCAAUAUAUUAGUAUCACUUGUUUAUUCCAAACUUUACAUGAUGCAGAAUACAAGUAUUUGUUAGUAAAAUAAAGUCCUCCUGAAAAUAGCUUAAGAACUGGCAAAAGGUGGAAAGGCAUUUUGUUUACUUAUUACUAGCUUCUGAUGGCUAUAGCUUAAAUAACCUUUGACCUUACCGUCAUGAAUUAGAUUUGCCAAAAUGCAAGACGUUUCAUCAUCGUCAACAUCUUCUACGUUCAUCGCCAUAAGUGCAGUAGUCAGUGCACCUAUUGGUAUUUGAUAAGUAUUCAUAAUCCUUUGGACUCUUUUAAAUAAAGUUCUAUAGACCAUUGGUCUUAAUUUCUCUAACAGGAGAUAAACUCCACAUUGAAUAAAAAAAUGUUCGUGUUUUGACAAAGCAUUAUCUAAUUGAAGUAAAUUACCAGCUGAAACUGCCCUAGCAACAUCGUCAAAUUCGGCCAAGUUGUACUUUUUUAAAAGCCUGUGUUGAGGCAAACGACCCAACAGCAUCCUUACGGGAACUAAAUAAAUAAGUAUCUUCCUUUUGUUUUUUAUGGACGACUUUAAGCAACGCUCAAAAGCAAAAGAGAGAUUUGAGUCGGCAUUUCUCAAUUCGGAAUCAAACAUGGCUUUUCUUCCAACAAAAUAUCUGUAUGUGACUCUUUGAGCCAAAGGGAAUUGUUCUUCUUUAACGUCCCUUAAAUUUUCUAUAGCUCUAAUUAGUGGUUUGCACAGAUGCAAAGCGGAAAUAGCGAAAUAUACUUUGAAUAACUGAUUUACUAAAUAUAACAUCCCCCAUUUCUUACUCGUAGCUGGUGAAGACCUAGUAUCAGAUGUACAUACUCUAAAGCAUGCCAUUAUCGCCUCUGCCGCUCUCUCAAACGCUUUUGAAGAAUUUAUCCGUCUGGCAGCCAAUCUGGUUGCCAAACAUAACUUAUACAUAAUUGGCAAUGGCCAAUUCUCAUCAGGCAUCUCACUGAAGGCACUAACUAAGCAAUUUAAUGAAUUACAAUAGAAUUCAAGUGCUCUGUCGUUCUCGCUCUUAUCUUCAUAGCAAGCAGCUUCGACACGGAAUGCAAUAAUCUCGUCAAAAGGUGUGGGUAUUCCUCUAUUUGAACAUUCUCGAUAGGUUCUUUCGUAAACAUCUCGGACAAAAGGGACUUUUGGAACAGAGCCGAGAAGUUCAGAACAUCCUUCGCCAUUGAAUGAUGCCAAACAAGAAGACAGCUAGAAAAAAAUUAAAAUAAACUAAAGCACAUUAUAGGUCGCCAUUUAAUUAAUCGAUAGUCGUAUCUUCAAAUUAACUUUAUGAUUCUACUUAAGUAUGAAUAAAUGGCUACUUUCGCUGUUUCUAAUUAAACUUAUAUAUUAUCGCUCAUAAAAUAGGAUACUUCAUCAAAAAUAAUACUAUUUAAAAAAUGUCUUUCAAACAAAUCAAAUAUGAAAGAUUAUAGCGGUUGGCAUAGAAUCCUCAUAAUAUCAAAUUACACAAUUGUAAGACAAAAACAAACUUCAUCAAUAUAUCUCUCAAAAUCCCAGCGCGCCAUGUUACCAGUUUAUGUAGUUGGGUUCUAGUCGCGAUAGAGCAG
Molecule: messenger RNA, 2681 nt
Organism: Dimorphilus gyrociliatus
Lineage: Eukaryota; Metazoa; Annelida; Polychaeta; Dinophilidae
Source: the annotation of a GenBank genome assembly